Molecule: messenger RNA, 312 nt
Organism: Chondrus crispus (carragheen)
Lineage: Eukaryota; Rhodophyta; Florideophyceae; Gigartinales; Gigartinaceae
Exons: 1
Coding region: 1-312 (103 amino acids)
Source: RefSeq, a predicted model, not a curated record
AUGGCACUUUUCACGGUGCCAGCCAGUCGGCGCAUUUGCAGGGGCUUUCAACACGGCGCACGCGAACUGUACCCGAAGGGUACCCUUCGAAGGGUACCCUGCGCAUACUGUACUGUAGCUACAGUACGUACAGUAGGUGGUCAGGUCUAUAGACCACGAAGAUGUACUACUUUCCACCGCGUUCCGGUCUCCAUGAAUCUCCUAAAUGUCGUGUCUUCCCCCGAAUAUCGCCUUUCUCCCUCCGUAGACUUCCGCCCAGCAUUUCUACUGCUCGCUGCUGACCGGGCCCAAGCCCCAUAUCUCCAGCCUUAA